CCCGGCCGCCCCCUCUCGGGCUGGACGUAGAGACUUGUCGGAGCUUCGAGCUGCAGCCCCCGGAGCAGAGUCCGAGCGCGGCCGACUCAGGUACCGGGAGACCCAGAGCCCCCUCCAUUCCUGGAUUUUCACCGCGGUGGCCUCCCUUCCCCAAGGCACCGGUCCAAGAGCCCCAGCAACCUCAGAAGUCUAGCUUAGGGUCCCAGCCUGGGCCAAUCCCCUGGCUCACCGCCCGCAGGAAGAAAUUCGAAGGGGAUCCGGGAGGAGAACCCCUUCUCCCCUCGGGUCACUAAUGGGAGAGCUCCGAGAUGCGGCACUCCUGGGGCCUCAGUUUCCCUGGUGUCUCUAGGCUCACCCCAGGGGCGAUCGGCCAGGGCCGUGGAGAGGGAGACAUCCUGGCUGUGGAGGAAAGCCUGAGUUCCCCGGGGUAUCCAGGGUCCGAGGCCCCUCAGUGACUGGGUGAAGGCGGGUCGAGCCCCUGGGCUUGGGAAAAACUUGCGUCUGCAGCUGGCACGCGGUCUUUGUGUCCAGGUCUCUCAGCAGCGAGUGGCUGUCUGCGUCUCGCCGGGGGCAGGGUGGGGUGGGGGCGGGGAGGGUGUCGUGGCGUACCCCCCCCCCACGGCACCCCUAUAACUCGCUCCCUCGGUCUCUCUCUGACUCACUCGGACUCCGGGCGGGUGCGCAACUGAGCCGGUGCCUCUCGCCGACUUUGCCAGGCGGGAACCUCCUGCCCCGGGCGGUGCGGACCCUGCGCCGGACGUAGCCCCGGCGGCCGCCCGAGCCAAGUCGAGCUUCCCGGAGCCGCUGUGCUGGAUGCCCAGGAGGAACAAGGAGACCUCCAGCCUCUCUUCUGCUAACCCUGCUUCCGAGACCCUCCCAAGUCCCAGCUCCAGACGCAACAUGGCGGAUAAGCUGAAGGACCCCAGUGCUCUGGGCUUCCUGGAGGCGGCUGUGAAGAUCAGCCACACUUCCCCAGAUAUCCCAGCCGAGGUGCAGAUGUCAGUCAAAGAGCACAUCAUGCGUCACACGAGGCUGCAGCGACAGACCACAGAACCAGCAUCUUCCACCAGACACACGUCCUUCAAGCGCCACCUGCCACGGCAGAUGCACGUCUCCAGUGUAGACUACGGUAACGAGCUCCCGCCAGCGGCCGAGCAGCCCACCAGCAUUGGCCGCAUCAAGCCUGAGCUCUACAAGCAGAAGUCAGUGGAUGGGGAUGAUGCCAAGUCUGAGGCCGCCAAGAGCUGUGGGAAGAUCAACUUCAGCCUCCGCUACGACUACGAGAGCGAGACCCUGAUUGUGCGCAUCCUGAAGGCCUUCGACCUCCCCGCCAAGGACUUUUGUGGAAGCUCUGACCCUUAUGUCAAGAUCUACCUCCUGCCCGACCGCAAGUGCAAGAUGCAGACCCGGGUGCACCGCAAGACCCUGAACCCCACCUUUGAUGAGAACUUCCACUUCCCCGUGCCCUAUGAGGAGCUGGCUGACCGCAAGCUGCAUCUCAGUGUCUUUGACUUUGACCGCUUCUCCCGCCAUGACAUGAUCGGGGAGGUCAUCCUGGACAAUCUCUUUGAGGCCUCUGACCUGUCCCGGGAGACCUCCAUUUGGAAGGACAUCCAGUACGCCACUAGUGAAAGCGUGGACCUGGGAGAGAUCAUGUUCUCGCUCUGCUACCUGCCCACAGCAGGCAGGCUCACCCUCACAGUGAUCAAGUGUCGCAAUCUCAAGGCAAUGGACAUCACAGGCUACUCAGAUCCCUACGUCAAAGUGUCCCUGCUGUGCGACGGCCGGAGGCUGAAAAAGAAGAAAACAACCAUAAAAAAGAACACCCUCAACCCUGUCUACAACGAGGCCAUCAUCUUUGACAUCCCCCCAGAAAACAUGGACCAAGUGAGCCUGCUCAUCUCCGUCAUGGACUACGAUAGAGUUGGCCACAAUGAGAUCAUAGGAGUCUGUAGAGUGGGGAUCAACGCUGAAGGCCUUGGCAGGGACCACUGGAAUGAGAUGCUGGCAUACCCACGGAAGCCCAUUGCACACUGGCACUCCUUGGUGGAGGUAAAGAAAUCCUUCAAAGAGUGGCAGGGCCGAGCUGCCAGCUUCGACAGUGAGAGCUCAUGCCCAUCUCCGAAACCACCUCCGACACCAUGAGCCGCACAGCCGAGCCACCAACGGGACUCAGCAACGUGCUUUUCACACUUGUUCCAGUCGUCCAAACGCAGUGUUUGUGCAGUCACGGUGAUGGCCGCCGCCGCCGCCGCUGCCGCAGCAGCAGCCCAUGGUCUUCGCUGCUCCUGUGCAGGGCAAGGCCGAGACACUUGUCCUUUGUGAUCAGACCUGUCUUAGUCUUUUCUGUCUCCCAAGGUGAUGUUUUCGUGGUUUUUCCGCUUUGUUUGGGUCUGCUGUCAAGAAGGAAAGGAAAACACAAUGGUUAGCGAUAUAAAACAAAGAGCAGAGAGCCCAGAGGUUGGUUCUGGGGAAUACAAUGUAAAAUAAGCGGUCUGUUGGGGAAAGGCAGACUGAAUCUGAAAUUCCGUGCCUCCACCAAGCGCUCACCCCGGAGCCGUGGCCAUGUUUUCAGCAUCCUGCAAGAAUGGGACCUAUCAGUCUCGGAGCCUGUCUGAGGUGGAUUGUUCUUCUCGGGAGCUCUUCACUGCUGUGACACAAGCCAAGACGUGGUCCUCUUGUCCCACGUUGAAGUCAUGAGACCUCUGCCAUGUUUGUGACUCUGUGGGGAUCCCUGCUCCCCUCUUUUCCCCAGCUGGAACCAUUUUGAUUCCUUGCGGGCACUUAGCACUUUCCUUAGGAACGGUCCCGCGGAAACUAACCACGCCAUAUGUUUUCCAACACGCCACAGUUAAUGAUCGCAUUUGUUUGAAAACAUGAGCUUGGUUCUCAAAAAUAACCUCCAUUGUAAAGAAGGGAGGCGCAUAUGUUCCAGAACGAUUUCUGUGUUAUACAUAGCUUUAUAAUUCCACAAAGCACCAAGCAGCUGCUUAAAAUGCCUAAACAGAGCAAAGAAAAAUCUAGAUAACGUGUUCUUCUCUGGAUGGGGCAUUUUGAAAUCCAAACCACAUUUUGAAGUCUGCUUGUCUGUGAAGAGCCUCCUGUUAGUUGAAACCCAGUCAGCCAGAGACUAGUUCAGACUCUGGGUCACUAACUUACCUUAAACUUUAGUUCUAUUAACUAAUAGGUAUUCUGUGUUUGUUUCUGUCUCAGUGAGAGGAUCUUUGCUUGUUUGUUUUUCUAUUAGAUCUCUACCUUAGGCCAAAUUCAGUUUAGAAAACAAAAAACGAGUGACUGUAUUUAUAAUAGCACAUUCCUACUGAGUGACUAGUGGCCUUCCCACCACGCCCUGGACGCAGGGUGAUCUGCUCAGUCUAAAGCAAACACAUGAAGGUGAGUUACCACUCCCGCUUGGGGCUACACGGUACCGGUUUUCAGCGCAGUAAGACUUGCAGGAAGCCAGUCAGCUGGGGAAAAACCCUCCUUUCAACAACAGAAGGUCAAGAACACAAAAGCCACCCUCAUACCUGUGUCUUACUCUCUACCUAUGCCCCCAUGCUAUAGGAGUAGCGAUUUAAUAACGUAGCCCCCGUUUUAAGUCAAGCCACCAAGUUUCUCUGCUGAUCUAACUUUAUGUCGUUGCCUGCUAGCCAGAAGAGUGGUCAGAUUGGAAUGAGCCAACCGGAUAUUGUGGCAAGAGAAGCAGUCCACUUUUCUAGUGAAUGUAGAUGAGUCUAGACUCCACCGAGUAUGAGCCUUGGGCUAGGGGCUGGUGUGGAAAGAUGUUCUCCCCAAAUAUCUUGAUAUGCCUUUCUGGUCAGGCAGUCCCCUAUUUGGAAGUACUCUUGAGACGGAGAAAACCCACAAGGUCAUGACAAGAAUCCCAGCGAGCAACCAACUUCGUUGUGUUCCUUGACUCUAGAUGGACCACACUGAGACUACCAUUGCAGCCAUACAGCAGGGCAACUGGGAAGGGGACAGUUGGGUCCCUUGGGUCAUAAGGAACAUAGACGUUAGUGUGAGCACUCCAUCCUCCCAGAAGUGGGUUCCAAAUGCAUGUCCAGCUGCCACCCCUAAACCCUCAGGCAGGUGGGAUGCUCCGUUCCAAGCUUUUAGAGAGGAGGGUGUGGUCUGCAUGAAUUAUGGAAUAACACUGCCUGUCUGAGAGACCCUUCCAUGUCACAGCUACUAUGUCCCAUAAGUGGACAUCCCAACAGUUUCAGGAAACCGUGCCCUGGUCAACCUCUUCAGUUCCCUCAGCUUUGGUAUACAUUAGGCAUGGAAGGCCCACUCCAGGAAGGCUUUUAGCUCCCGGGUUCCCUCCCCCCAAGUCCCCACCAAGGGUGGCCAGAUCAGUCCUCCUCAUCCUGAAGCAUGAAUGAUAUGAACAGGCUUCUUCUUUCAUUAGCCUCGGAUUCCUCCCUCACAGAUGAGAACUCGUAGGAAGCUGAUGCAGAAUAAACUGGAAUUCAAAGUUGGCUGGCUUGUUGGCUUCCCCUAGUGCAAGGAACCCCUUGGGGAUGGUGAUGAGCUUUGCUGAAGCUGUGAUAACCCGGGCCAUUAGCACAUAGAGGUUUGCAAAAGACACCAGAUUCUCCUCUCCUUCAUUUCGCAGUGUUUCUUGGCUGAGAGAUGCUCCCCUCCCCCUUUGCACUUACCCAGGAUGUUAAUUAAUUGUAUCAUCAUUUAAAAAAAUUAUGUUGUUAAUUACUGCUUUGUGUCUUCCCACCCCUGUCACAGCCUGGAGUUUUUAUUCAAUUAAAUCUCUGUCUCUUGCCCAUUUCUCUUGUCAUUUUAUGUUGCCGGAUUCAGCAGGCGGCACACACACAGGGCACAGCAUAGCUUUUGUUUUUCUCUUCGCUUCGUGUACGUGGAUAGCCACUUGCCCAGUCAGAGACAGGCUGAAGGGCCGUUGGGUUUUCACUCUGCUCGAAGGACACCUGGGCACCACAACAGGCUGGGGCCUGCCUGCCUGCCUGCUGUCAG
Peromyscus leucopus (white-footed mouse) is the source of this 4986-nucleotide messenger RNA. RefSeq names its product synaptotagmin 6 (gene Syt6). The transcript has 7 exons. Gene Ontology annotation, molecular function: calcium ion binding; phosphatidylserine binding; calcium-dependent phospholipid binding. The record is from RefSeq and is a predicted model, not a curated record. The coding region runs from base 814 to 2145 and encodes 443 amino acids. Gene Ontology annotation, cellular component: membrane. NCBI's taxonomy places the organism in Eukaryota, Metazoa, Chordata, Mammalia, Rodentia, Cricetidae. Gene Ontology annotation, biological process: calcium-ion regulated exocytosis; cellular response to calcium ion; regulation of dopamine secretion.